UUAUUUUUUCCUUUGCUAUAGCUUUAUCAACACCAGCAUAACAAGCAAAUGAGCUGCCCUGCAAUGGCUCAGUUGCUUUCUAAUACCCUCUACUUCAAACGUUUCUUCCCAUACUAUGCUUUCAAUGUCUUGGGGGGCCUUGACAGUGAGGGAAAGGGCUGUGUGUUCACAUAUGAUGCUGUCAGAUCUUACGAACGGGUGGGAUACAGUGCCCAAGGUUCUGGUGCAACUCUUAUCACACCCUUCUUGGACAACCAACUGAAAUCUCCAAGUCCUCUUUUGUUGCCUGCAAAGGACGCAGUGACUCCACUUUCAGAGGUAGAAGCCAUCGACUUGGUCAAAACCUGUUUCGUUUCAGCAACUGAAAGGGAUAUUUACACAGGAGACAAGGUGGAGAUGCUCGUAUUGAAUGCUAGUGGUCUCCGUCGUGAGUUCAUGGAUCUCAGGAAAGAUUAGACCCAUUCCCUGUUUCUUGUGCUCCAGCUUUCCCAGAAACGAGAUAGAUAGUGUCGAUGAACGCUCAUUUGGGCUCAUUCAGCACAUAAUUUUCCUGGGGCACUUCAGUUUCCUCACCAUUCACAUCGAGUCUCUCUGCAUGUAUUCCUGG
Molecule: messenger RNA, 607 nt
Organism: Salvia miltiorrhiza (redroot sage)
Lineage: Eukaryota; Viridiplantae; Streptophyta; Magnoliopsida; Lamiales; Lamiaceae
Product: proteasome subunit beta type-1-like
Exons: 4
Coding region: 49-456 (135 amino acids)
Cellular component (GO): proteasome core complex
Source: RefSeq, a predicted model, not a curated record